Molecule: messenger RNA, 3918 nt
Organism: Haemonchus placei
Lineage: Eukaryota; Metazoa; Nematoda; Chromadorea; Rhabditida; Trichostrongylidae
Source: the annotation of a GenBank genome assembly
AUGAGAGCCUACGAAUUCCUGACGAAUACACCGGUGAAGCUCGAUGAGCAUCGCGGAUAUCUCGUGGACGAUGUCGCACUCGUUCGGUCAAGCCCACCACUGUCCGAGCCGACAAGCGAAGGUAUGAUCGAACGAUGUGUGGUCGUACAGCGUCAGAGCGAUGGUUACGGCUUCACGGUUACUGGUGAUCAUCCGGUUUUCGUGCAUACAGUAAAACCCGAUGGAGCCGCAUUCUGUGCAGGUGUGCGAGAAGGGGAUCGGAUCUUGAAGGUGAACGGCAUGCCAGUGACGAGCAGCAAUCACUUGGAUGUUGUGCGCAUGAUUUCAGGCGGUCAGAACGUCGUACUCACACUUUUGGGUGCACCACCUGAGCCACUCGGUUUGUACCUGAUACCUGACUCAAAACUGGACACCAGUUCCAUCCACGAGCCUGUGCUUAUAGAGCAAAACACUGGUAAGGAAGACUGGAAACGAAAACGAAAAGAGCUGCUCAGUCAAAUGUUGGAUGAGGAACGGAAGCACGUUGAGGGACUUCGUGACUCGGAGAACAGUGAGAAACUCGAUCGUGCUCUGAAGCGGAUCGUGUCGUUGCAAUCGCAACUGCGACACGUGAAACCCUGGAUAAUAAUUAAUACUUGUUGUUUCAUAUUCCAGUCUCGUACUCCAAUGGAUGGUGAUUCAGACGAAGAUGAGACGGAGAGUCUCCAUGGUCCAUUUUCAAACUUGGCUGAGUUAAAAACACAUCCUGCUCACCUCGCUGUAUUUAUCAACUACUUACUAUCAAAUGCUAAUCCGAAUAGCUUGUUCUUCUAUGUGAUUACGGAUGCCUUCCAAAAUGCUCAAGGUGCGCCGAAGGAUUUUCGACGAUGGGCGUUCGAAAUUUUUACGACGUUCGUCAUACCGAAUUCACCGCUUGUAAUUCCAAACUCCGAUCAAAGCAUUAUACAACCAAUCGAUAAGAUUCUUGCCACGACGUCCGAGCAGAUUUGCGAAUCGGAUGUGGAGAUCUUGAAACGGGUAUUUGUUCCUGGCCGACAACGUGCCGUCACGGACAUCAACGAGCAUAUGGCAAAUUUUCGUCAGAAACGACAACUAGGGUUGGGCACCAUCUUUGAUGCCAACCAACUGGCGAAUCUAGCUCGUGGUGAUACUGCUAUGGAGAACCGGGUCGGUGAGCAAAUGAUGUUUCGAGCCUUGGAAAAUAUUGUCGGUUCGUCCAACGACUUCGAUUCAUGUGAUAUGAAAACUCAAGCGAUCGUUGCGAGUUUAGCGACAGUAAUAAGGGUCGUACUUGGUCCCAAACCAUCAACGACAUCGUGGGAGAAAAUUAUGGAACGCUAUCCUCAGUUUAUCAUGAAGGAUAAAGGUGGAAAAAGUCGAAAGCCGCCAAGCAGUCUCAAAGCUAAGGCGCAGGUGAAAGGACACAUGUUUGUCGUGAAUCCGGUUAACACGGUUCAUUACUGCUAUCAGUGUCGUGAUGCCAUUUGGGGAAUGCAACCAUGGUGUUAUUUUUGUGCCAAUUGCGACGUGAAGGUGCACACCCAAUGUACAUCUUCCUUGACAGAUGCGUGUUAUCCGGCAACACAAGGCAAACACAAAUCAAAGACACGACGUGCCGGCUUGAUGGGCAAAUCAGAUGCAGAAGACGAGGAGACGCCACGGGUCGAGCACAAUGUGAAGUCGACAAGUUCGGAUUCCGGCAUUGGCCAGGAGAUCCACGAUAAACCUGUUGGUAGAUCGCAUAGUAUGCGAAAUCGUGUGUCAACGAUACCUCAAAUCCCCGAUGAACGAUUGACAACCAAACGUGAUCGAUCAACUCCAUCUUGGGGUAGCGAUCUUCCACCAGCCGAUGAAGAAGAGGAAAGCACACGACGAUUACGAACAGUCGAGUCGAGGUCAGAAGCGAGUGAUUACUUGUCAAAUGUUCUCUUCUUGAAAUUUACUCGGCUAAAAGCGACAAAAUACUCUGUUCAGAUGAAACGUGCUGUUGAACGAAUGCAGGCGUCGUCCAUCUACGAAGAUGAUAGCGAUCUGGAGGUGGAGACGGAAGCUCCUCCCCUUGAUCAGCUUGUUGGUUGGGAUGUCAUACGGCAUCUGAAACCAAAGGAAAAGAAACGGCAGGAAGUCAUCAACGAACUUUUCCAUACGGAACGGACUCAUGUACGGAAUCUGAAGAUAUUAUUACGGGUAUUCUAUAAGCCUAUGCUGAUGAAUAAUGUUGUAUCACCGGACGUUGUGCAUUUGUUAUUUGCAAAUUUGGACCAAUUGUUGGAAAUUCAUACGGAUAUGUCAAAUCGAAUGCGACAAGCCGUUGAACAGUGGCGACGAGAUCCAAACCUGAAUGGCCUUUAUGGUAACAUUGGUGAAUUGAUGGAGAAGAUGUUUGAAGGCGAAGCUGGUGAAAAGUUCAUGCAAGUCACAUCAACGUUCUGCCAACAUCAACAGCAUGCCCUCGAAAUGUUAAGAACAAGAUGUAAAAAAGACAAAGAGGACGCUCUAGUGCGGUUUCUGGCUGAUGCUGAAGCAAACGCGCUCUGUCGCAAAUUACAACUGAAGGACAUGAUACCCGUUGAAAUGCAACGCCUCGUGAAAUAUCCGCUUUUACUGGAAACCAUCGCCAAGUAUACGAAUGAACCUAGCGAGGAACAAGAUCGUCUUCUGCGUACGGUUGUGUCGGCAAAACGAAUACUAAGCGCUGUGAACACAGCAAAACGCAAUGCCGAAAAUUUGCGACGUUUGGAAGAACUACAACGUCGAAUGGACACAACACCUUUCGACAAGGAGUUCAGUGGGCACGACUAUGCUUACCUGAAUCUCACAAAAUACCGUCUCGUACAUGACGGCCCGUUGACGUGUCGAUUCAAUCGAGGAAAGAUGAUCGAGUUGCAUGUGGUAUUACUGGAGAACAUGCUGGUAUUUCUCACAAAGCACAGCGAUGGUAACAAGUUGCAAUUGAAGACUUUGGAACCAUCAAAAGAAACGAAAUGGUCACCGAUAAUGCCGUUGGCUCCUUUGAUUGCAAAGGAGAAGGCAAAUGACAAACGGGCAUUCUUUCUCGUGUUCAACAGUCAAUAUGGUGCACAGAUCUAUGAGCUUGUAGCAGCCACGGCAACUGAAAGGAAGACAUGGUUCAAAUUGAUAUCCGAUCAGAUCGAGAACGACAAAAAACAUCAAACUCAAGGAAUCGAGUUAGAAGCUUUUCCCGUUGUUCCCACCUUUACUUCAUUAAUAAGUAUGUCAUUAAAGGUCCAUGUGCUAACACACCCACGACUGGUUCAUGCAUCAGAAAUUACUGUGCAACAACCUACAGUACUAGAACAUGCCCAACCAGUACUCACCCCAACGGAACGAUUACGGCGUAGUGAUGACGUCAUCUUCCAAGCUCUACUUACCAAGCAAACAAUUUUGGCACAAUUUUUACCUGGAGAGAAGAAGGGAAGGACAGAAGAGCUGGAGAAGCUAACGGAAUUGUUAGGCGGUCUGGCCGUGGCAGAUUUGAAGCAACGCGAUUGCAAAGAGCUAGCGAUGUCUGCUAUAGUGCACGGAAAUCGAUUACUUGACAGUAUUAAUCAAGGUAUGAAUGCACGAAAAGAGGCCGAUGAAACGAAUCCUGGCGCUUCGUUGCUUGUCCUUGAUGACGCCGAGAAAAACCUACCCUCCGUGCCCUGCUACAAGCUUACUGCCAUUGCCGCACCAUUGAUGAAUCAUUUGAAAGCCCUUAUGCAAGUGAUACAGGAUCAACAGUCGGAGCUCAAUACAGUGAAACAACAGCUGUAUCACUACAAAGAAUUGGCUGAAUCUGGCUCGAGGGAUCGGUCAGUCAGUGAGGAAACGCUAACUGAAUGUGCAACAGAUCCGCAGGAACGUAAACUGAUAACAAAACGACAACGGACACCGUCUAUACAACCUGUUACAUGA